AUGCUCGACGCGGCGCUGCACAACCGCCUGCAGGCUGCGGCCACUUCGUCAGGGCAUGCGCCCCUCGUCGUCCUGAGUGACUCGCUCCUCCAGCCCUCGCUCGCCGCCCUGCGCACCUUUGUCCACUCGGCACUCGUCGCCCCGCCGCAGAGCAGCGUCGUGCUCGUGUGCGCAGAGCAGCAGCCGCACCGCUUGCUGCCGCCCAGGCCCACCUACGACCCGCAGCGACUGCGCGUCGUCGACGGCUCGCUCGCCGCCCCGUUCGCCUCGACCUCGACCGCGACCUCGCCCUCGACACUCGCACCGUGCGCGAGCUACGAAUCGGUCGACCUGUCGGCCACAUCCGGCACCGCCGACCUCGUCGCCGCAGCAACGGGCGCCAUCGCCGCCGCCGCCGCACCACCCGCCGCCGCCGACGACCAUGCACCGCUCCUCGUCGUGCUCGACUCGGCCAACGCGCUCGCCGACGAGCUCGAGGGCGGCGUCAGCGACGCGCUGAGGGUCGUCAAGGCGUGCUUGGGCGCGCUCAAGGGCAGGAAAGGCGCACGCCUGGUCGUCGUCCACCACGACGACCUUCCGCCCUGCCCCACCUCGUCCUCGUCCGCCUUGCCGUCCGCCCUCGUUCCCUCCCUCCUCACCUCGCUACUCGCGCCCACCCUCUCCCCCUCGACCCUGCACCUCUCGCUCCGCCCCUCGUCCCACCUCGAAACCCUCGCGACGCACUACGCGCUCCCGCUCCCCGUCGCCCCACCCUCCUCCUCGAACCCGAGCCCGGACCCGCGCGCCCACGGCAUGCUGCGCGCCCUCGCCGCACGUGCAGUCGGCGACCCGUUUGUGCGCCCACGCGGCGCAGAGGAGGAGGACGAGCGCGUCGAGCUCGGCAGGGCGCGCGCUCUCCCCUCGGCUCUCCCUCGCCUUCCGCCCCGCCGCUGCUUCGGCAUCCUCCCCCCCACCGCUUCCCCAGGACCGCCCCCCGUCCACCCAUCCGCCGCACCCGCCGCGUCCGCCUCGCCCCUCACCUUCUCCCCCUCGGACACGCUCACGCCCGUCCAGCUCGCCGCGCGCGCCGCCGUCCCCAACCCGUUCGCGCAUGCCAACCUGCCCAUCUACGGCCAGGAGGGUUACGUCGUGCCCGUGCUGCCCGGCGCGCUGCGUGACGGAGGAGGAGGAGGAGGAACGGUGGGAGGCGGAGGAGGGAUCGAGUACACGCCCGAUAGGGGGGAUGAUUGGGACGAGGAGGACCCGGAUGGGGACGUCGAGCUGUAGCGAGACGAGGACAUGGCUGCAGCGAGAGGUGCGCCUCGGCCUU
This is a messenger RNA of Rhodotorula graminis WP1, 1309 nucleotides long. RefSeq lists its product as uncharacterized. The transcript has 3 exons. Gene Ontology annotation, biological process: tRNA wobble uridine modification. NCBI's taxonomy places the organism in Eukaryota, Fungi, Basidiomycota, Microbotryomycetes, Sporidiobolales, Sporidiobolaceae. Gene Ontology annotation, cellular component: nucleus; elongator holoenzyme complex; cytosol. Gene Ontology annotation, molecular function: tRNA binding. The record is from RefSeq and is a predicted model, not a curated record. The coding region runs from base 1 to 1266 and encodes 421 amino acids.